Otolemur garnettii (small-eared galago) is the source of this 3483-nucleotide messenger RNA. RefSeq names its product DNA polymerase delta interacting protein 3 (gene POLDIP3). Lineage: Eukaryota; Metazoa; Chordata; Mammalia; Primates; Galagidae. The record is from RefSeq and is a predicted model, not a curated record. Gene Ontology annotation, molecular function: mRNA binding. Gene Ontology annotation, biological process: mRNA export from nucleus. The transcript has 9 exons. Bases 126 to 1391 code for a protein of 421 amino acids. Gene Ontology annotation, cellular component: nucleus.
UUUGAGUUGUCGCGAGAGUUGGUCGGCUGAUCGCCGGAAGCAGCUAGACGCUUCGUAGCGGCCAAAGGGGCGGGCUUGUGGGUUCGGGAAGUCUAAGCUGCUUUCCGCUGGCUCGGCGGCGCAAGAUGGCGGACAUCUCCCUGGACGAGCUCAUCAGGAAGCGCGGGGCUGCGGCGAAGGGACGGCUCAGUGCCAGACCAGGAGUUGGAGGUGUUCGAUCUAGAGUUGGGAUCCAGCAGGGCCUUCUCAGCCAACCAACACGCACAGCAACCUUCCAGCAAAGAUUUGAUGCCCGGCAGAAAAUUGGCCUUGUGGAUGCCCGGCUCAAGCUAGGAGUCAAGGAUGCUCGGGAGAAGCUUUUGCAGAAAGAUGCUCGGUUUCGGAUCAGAGGAAAAGUGCAGGAUGCCAGAGAGAUGUUAAACUCCCGCAAGCAGCAGACCACAGUGCCCCAGAAGCCCCGUCAGGUAACUGAUGCCCGAGAGAAGAUCAGUUUGAAGAGGAGUUCUCCUGCUGCCUUCAUGAACCCACCCAUUGGGACAGUGACACCUGCUCUGAAGCUCACCAAAACCAUCCAGGUUCCACAGCAGAAGGCCAUGGUACCACUUCAUGCCCAUCCUGCUGGAAUGAGGAUCAAUGUUGUCAAUAACCACCAGGCCAAACAGAAUUUAUAUGAUCUGGACGAAGAUGAUGAUGGCGUAGCUCCCAUUCCUACUAAACAGAUGAAGUUUGCAGCCUCAGGCAGCUUCCUGCACCAUGGGUCUGGGCUGAGCAGUUCUAAGCUCUCCAUGUCCAAGGCCCUUCCUCUCACCAAAGUGGUUCAGAAUGAUGCCUAUACAGCACCUACUCUCCCCUCUUCUGUUCGAACAAAAGCUUUGACCAACAUGUCCCGGACACUGGUGAACAAGGAGGAAACCCCCAAAGAGCUGCCACCUGCUGAGCCUAUCCUCAGCCCUUUGGAAGGCACCAAGAUGACUGUGAAUAAUCUGCACCCUCGAGUCACAGAGGAAGACAUUGUUGAGCUUUUCUGUGUGUGUGGAGCCCUCAAGCGAGCUCGGCUAGUCCAUCCUGGGGUGGCAGAAGUGGUCUUUGUGAAGAAGGAUGAUGCGAUCACUGCAUAUAAGAAGUAUAAUAACCGGUGUCUGGAUGGGCAACCGAUGAAGUGCAACCUUCACAUGAAUGGGAACGUUAUCACCUCAGACCAGCCCAUCCUGCUGCGGUUGAGUGACAGCCCCUCAGUGAGAAAAGAGAGUGAGCUGCCUCGCAGGGUGAAUUCUGCCUCUUCAGCCAAUCCUCCUGCGGAAGUGGACCCUGACACCAUCCUGAAGGCACUCUUCAAGUCCUCAGGGGCCUCUGUGACCACACAGCCCACAGAAUUCAAAAUCAAACUUUGAGCAGAGGAGUGAGGCAGCCAAAAGUGGGGGUAGAGGAAGGUGGCUCUGUUUUCUAAGGCAAAGCUUGUGACCAAGACGCCAUCGGACUGGAAACCCCUGAAUAUGGAGAGGUUGCCGGAAGUAGGGAGCGUCCUCGCUGGACGGGACCUGCCUUUGUGCCGUUCUGUCCUGUGCUUUUCUGUACGUAAACAUUUCCUGUAGUGUGCAUUUUUUCUUCUCUGCCUCAUCACCAAAGUAGGCUUGUGUUUCUCAGCGUAUGCCUCCCCCAGCCUUAGCCCCAAGCUCAUUUCUUACCUGGAAAUGGUACACUAAAUUUUCUGGGUGGCUUUCUUGUAGCCCUGUGGGAUGCAGGGCAGGUGCUGUUUGAAGGACACUGCUUUUUCCAGGGACUAAGGGGUUGCCUUUCUUUUCUGUUUUUUUAAGCUUUUCAAACAAAGAAGGGAAUGGAAACCUCUGUCAUCCUAAUGGAGCCAGGUCCACUAAGAGCUGUGCUGCUCACCUUCCUGGACCCUUAGUGCAGGUGGCAUAGGUGGGAAUCAGGUCACUGGCCUCUUUUCUUCCCACCACUGGCUCCAGGCCUGGCUAGGGGGCAAGGGCGGGGUGAGGCCAGUGCCCUGCUAGUGAGAGCGCACCCCAGCGCUGGCUUAGAGAGCCUGUGCAACUUCACACAGCCCAGAGCAAAUUCUUAAGUGUUCUAUUUCCUUUUUCCUUCCCUUGUGAUGAAUGCCUCACACCAGUUUUCUUGGCCUCUGGAGGUUGCUGCUGGGAGUGGCUUGCAUUGUUAGGUCUCCCGACUCCCACCUAGCAUAGCACUCAUCACACCCUGGUUUGGGUACCGAUGCCAGCUCCCAUGCAGUUGGGCCUCACAAAGGCUCUGCUUCCCAUUCUGCAGCACUAGGUUUGGGGGAUUAUGUGAGUGGGAGGUGUGGGCUUGCUCCUGGCUCUACCUUUCUGGCCUCAAUAGUCUACAGGUCAGUAGUCAGGCUUGGCAGGAGACAUAUAUCCAGCUGCCACCAAGGGGCACUGUCCCCAUAUUUGUGAGUGUCCUGUCUGUCCAUGUAGAGGGGUAUUUUCCUGCCUUGGCAGUGGGGAAGGUGGGGGGAUGGGAGAGAGAUCAAGGAACAAGGCAGUCCUCAGGGCACGCCGGGGACUGUUUCUCCAGCUUCGCAAAACUAAAACCCAGGAGCAGUCCUUGAAUACCAGGGCAGCAUUGCUCUGGGUGUCAUUUGGCAGUCCCUUGCUGGUGGGACUGUAAGGGGAAUCCAGGCAGGUGCAGCGCUGGAGCAUUGGGGAGCAGUAUUCUGGGAGCUCUAUAGAGUCAGUAGCAAGUGCUCCCAAAGGCAGAAGCCUAGAAAGUAAAGGGAACCUGAGACACGAAGAGCUUCUCAAGACUUGAUUGAGGCUGGUCUGGUGAAAUACAGCCUAGAAAUUCAUGUUUCCAGAUUUACAUCUGUCAAGCCAAAAGGACCCGAGUUUGACCCUGGCUUCCUGGACCAAGGACGUCCAGGGAGGGGCUGAUGGUGCACCGAGCUCUGGCUCUUUAAAGAAAGCCACAGUUUUCCUCUUAAUCUGCUUCUGUAGGUACAAACUUCUUUCUCUUUAGCAGCUGGAAGACAUUCCUUCUACAUUUUACCGUUCCUGGCCCAAGAGAGCUCCCCGAAGGCAGUAGGGCCUGAUUUCUCAGGUACUGGGAACAGUCAGAUCACUACCCUGGACAUGGCUUAGAGCAGGGCUGGUGAAUAUCCUGCCCAUGUGACAUCAUCCUCCCCUCUUACUCCUAAGCAGACAUGCUCUUGUUAUCACCUAGUUUCAUUGGGCCCAGCAGCAGCUCCCUGGCCGUCUGGAGCUCAAUCUCUGGGUGGCCAUAUGGUACAUUAAGGGGAGAGAGGGACUGUUUGCACCUCUGCUUGAUAAGCUGUCAUCUUGGGAAACAGGGAAGAGGAGGCGGUAGGCUAGUCCUGUGUCCUUCUCCACCUCCCACUCCUCUCCGCUACCUGUCUGUGUCUCUUGUUCAGGAGAGGAAGGGGCAUUAAGGGAUGGAGGGUGACUGUGUAUUACUUAUACAUUUCUGAAUAAACGUUUGUUAUUCCUA